Messenger RNA from Bombyx mandarina (wild silkworm), 870 nucleotides. RefSeq names its product cuticle protein 19. The record is from RefSeq and is a predicted model, not a curated record. NCBI's taxonomy places the organism in Eukaryota, Metazoa, Arthropoda, Insecta, Lepidoptera, Bombycidae. Gene Ontology annotation, cellular component: extracellular matrix.
AAAAGGCUCAGGUAUCUCACAUUUAGGCACAGAACAAGCCCUAGUUCUAAGAGAGACGUACUGUUCUAUAACUUUACACAAACACUGAGAAAAUGUUCGGAAAGGUGGUGGUUUUGUGCGUCCUAGUCGCAGUUGCUCGUGCUGGAUUGAUAGCUCCACACGGGGCUGUGUCAUCGCAGAGUAUUGUGCUGGGCACGCCUGCCAUUGCGCACGGAUAUGCCGCCCCAGCCAUUGCCGCCCCGGCUUACGGUUACGGCUUAGGACACAGCGCGGUCGUUGCACACGCAGCGCCGGUGCUGCGAGCGCCCUUGGCGUCGCUGGCGCACGCAGCCGCCCCUGUUGAAAUUUAUUCCCACCCCCGCUACCAAUUUAACUAUGGAGUCACCGACGGUCACACAGGCGAUCAGAAGAGCCAGUGGGAAGCGCGUGAUGGCGACGUCGUGAAGGGACAGUACUCUCUGGUUGAGCCUGAUGGCACCGUCCGUACUGUCGACUAUUCUGCUGAUGACCACAACGGCUUCAAUGCGGUUGUAAGCAGACACGGGCACGCCAGCCAUCCUGCAGCCCACGUGGUGGCUGCCCCAGCUCACGGACACUACCUCGGCUAGACCAAGACUACAACAUACUACGAUGACUAUUUAUUUGCAACUUAGCUUAAGCGAUGGAAGGCAUGACGCGCUGGAAAGGACUGACCAUUCGAUUUUCAUUCAUUAAAAGCUUAACCGAAACUUUUGUUUAUAUAAAGCGUUUGAUAACUAUUGUAUUAUAUUUUGUACGUAGAUUUUAAGGUUGUUAUCAGUAAAAUUAUGACUUGUCGAGUAUAUAUAAUGUCAGCGGGGCUUGUGGAAGGUGUUUGAAAGGAAAUAUAAU